CUUGAACUUGACCACAAACAUGCUCUUUUUCCACACACUCAUAGUUUCUCAGAAAACUGUAGCUCACUGACUUCUGACUCACUGACAAUGCUCCACCUUUUUCGGUAAGUGAUUACAAAACCAUACAACCCCUGACCUCUUCUAGAUCAGGCCUUGCACAAAACUAUAAAACGAGCAUCAGCAAUGAAUCAAAAAAGAAGUUCAGAACUUGUACGAGCUGUCCAGCUGUCUCUGGAAAGCAAAUACACAAGUCAACUGAUUAAAAGUGUUUCGGGAGACACUGCACAGAUGUCAUCUGCCUGUGCUCACCAGUCACAAAUCGUCAUGGAACCGAUAACAACCAGAAAGGUGUUUGUGAUCUACACGGGCGGCACUAUUGCAAUGUUGGAGAAUGACGAAGGCAAUCUAGCGCCGGUGAGCAAGGAAGUCCUGACAGACUGGCUGUUCCGCCAUUUGUUGCUGUAUGAGAAGAGACCCAACGAGACUGAGGAGCAGGCUCGAGAACGGCUAACAGUCGAAGAUGGCUGGUUGCUGCUGCACCAAAAGGCUGUGGAUAACUACAACAAAGAUUUCAAGGUUCUGUACCAAAUUGAGAGUCUGGAUCCGCCCAUUGACUCCUCCAACAUGACCCCCUCCCAAUGGUUUGAAAUCGGAGACAAAAUUCUGGCGGCGAAGGAUGACUAUGAUGGCUUUGUCAUCCUCCAUGGGACCGAUACAAUGGCCUACACAUCCUCUGCUCUGUCCUUCAUCCUGUGGGACCUGAAGAAGCCGGUCAUCCUGACAGGAUCCCAGACGCCGUUAUUUUACCCACGCAGCAAUGCUGAAGACAACUUCAUCGGAGCUUUACUGAUGGCCAGCUGCUACUCAAAAAAUCAAUUUCUGCAACAGGUGAUGAUCUAUGAUGACACCAAGCUGUAUCAAGGCAACAGGGUGUGCAAGUACGACUGUGACUCCUUCAGUGUGUACGACAGCCCCAACGCUGAACCCCUGGCCAGGCUGGAGACUCGAAUCAAGGUGCGAGAAUGCAAGCCCAUUUCGGAGCCCAAAGAGCUCAGAGUCAGAGCCUCCAUAUCUGGAUUCCCCGAUGUAAGGUUGCUGAAGGUCUUCCCAGGGAUUAAGGCUGAAUAUGUCACAUCUAUUCUGAAUGGGGCACAUGGUCUCAUCCUUGAAACCUUUGGUUCAGGCAAUGCACCGGAUGACCCCCAUCUGAUCGCUGCCCUGAAGGAUGCCGAUGAGAGGGGUGUGGUCAUUCUGAACUGUACCCAGGUCUACAAGGGCACUGUGCUGCCCAUCUAUGAUGUUUCCUCGGAACUGAGGGAGGCAGUUGUGUCUGGGUAUGACAUCACCCCUGAAGCGGCCCUGGCCAAAAUGGUCUGGACCCUGAGAACUUUCCCCGACCAAAAGACAAGGAAGGCGGUGUUGGAAGCCAGUAUCUGUGGAGAGACAAGUGCACCUCCAGCCAAACUGAUAUUUGUGUAAAAUCUGAAGAUGGACGACCUGGAUCCCAAACACAACCUUCCGGCAUUAAUCUCACUGAGGUCACUCUUUAACCUAGAAUGAAAUACUCUGAUCUUACCUGUAUGUCCUGCUCUCUCUCUCUCUCUCUCUCUCUCUCUCUCUCUCUCUCUCUCUCUCUCUGUGCAAUCACAGACACAUCAGCUGUCCUACUGAAACGCAAAAAUAGACAGUAAAAAGAUCAUAAUAAUCUUAAUAAUGAUAUUGACAUCAUACCAGCAACAUUACAAAAACGGACACAUUUCACUGCAGUUUCGAUGUCUGUGUUAGUAUAAAUAUAAUAUGUGUUGUUGAAAAAGCAGCAGAAAGGUGGACCCGCCAGCCAGGACAACAAUCCCUAUGUAUGUUAGGCUGGAGUCAUGUUUAACAAACAUAUAUAAAAUAUGCUUACUGAUAACUGCUUGAAGAGUGAAAUAGGCAUAAAAUGCUGUGUGAUGAUAUACUUAACUGCUUGAAGAGUGAAAUAGGCAUAAGAUGCUGUGUGAUGAUAUACUUAACUGCUUGAAGAGUGAAAUAAGCAUAAAAUGCUGUGUGAUGAUAUACUUAUAUACUGUGUGAAAUGGGCUUACAUACUAUGUAAAGAGGGUUUUCGUGUGAACACCUGUUAUAGAACAAUGUUUGUGUUUAAGCGUGUGGAAAACAUUUUUGAGCGUUUGUUGAAAUGUGCAAGACAGAGAAAAACAGGAAAUGAGCCAUAGAGACGCAUAUGUGUAGGGUGAGAACAUGUAUGCAACAAGGGAAAGGCAUUAAGCGACCAACUGAAAGAUUGAUGACCAAAUAUGGUAAAUAAACUGUAACUUGCAGGAAGCAGGAGGUAAUAAAAGGGA
Clupea harengus (Atlantic herring) is the source of this 2342-nucleotide messenger RNA. Its product is annotated as L-asparaginase 1-like. NCBI's taxonomy places the organism in Eukaryota, Metazoa, Chordata, Actinopteri, Clupeiformes, Clupeidae. The record is from RefSeq and is a predicted model, not a curated record. Gene Ontology annotation, molecular function: asparaginase activity. The transcript has 13 exons. The coding region runs from base 184 to 1479 and encodes 431 amino acids.